Molecule: messenger RNA, 3453 nt
Organism: Vespa velutina
Lineage: Eukaryota; Metazoa; Arthropoda; Insecta; Hymenoptera; Vespidae
Product: homeobox protein 2-like
Exons: 3
Coding region: 287-1273 (328 amino acids)
Source: RefSeq, a predicted model, not a curated record
UGACAAGUUUUAAUUCGCCGUAUAUCCUCCGGAUCGACUUAAUUGAUUCGUAACGAAUCAUGACGAAGGAUUAACGAAUGCCGACAAUUUCAUCCAUUGAUUUUUUUUUUUUCUUUUUCUUUUUCUAACAUUCCUUGAUCUAUUAGCAGGAUAUAUAUUUCGUUUCGUCGGUUGGCCAAGGUCGUCGAUUUUCCUACAAAAGUCGAUUCACGAAACGUACGAAAGUUAGUCUUUAACGAGUUAAAAGAUUAGAACUUACAGAAUUCGACGAAAUUUUAUCGAAAAAAUGAUAUUCGUACGGAACGUUCUAUUAUUAAUCAUCGUUCGGUAUUGCGUUUGUUUUUAUUAUGAGCCAGGUGAUAUAAGUGAUUCAUUAUUAUUCGGUUCUAAUUUAGAAAAAGAUAAAUUGGAGCGCGUUAAUUUUUACAAAGAACGAUAUGGUAAUCAGGAUAGAUCUCUAUACGAUAAAGGCUUGUCGACGAAUCACGAACGAAAUGAGAACGCGGCUCGUUACGAUGAACAGGAUAAAGAACGAGGAGGAUUCAACAAGGAUCAACAUUCUUCAGGUCAUACUGAAAUUUCAAACGAGUCCGACAAUUCUUAUCAUAGACACGGUACUAGCUAUUAUAAAAAGGGUUAUCAUAAUAUUGGCUUCAGUAAUAAUUAUCAUAAAGAUGAGUCCGGUAAUAAAACGAGUUUUUACGAGGAUAGCGACGACGAGAAAGGGCAUAGGGCUUUUGACAAAAAUGCUGCUACCUAUGAGAACAAUUUGGAGGAUAUUUUCAGGGAUGGAACACAUGAUGCUUCUUUUAGGGAAAGAAACAAAGCAGAACAUGGGAAUUAUGAUAAUGGUCAGAGAUACGUUGAUUCCCGUGCACGUUAUGAUCAGUUUCAAAAUAAUCAGCGAUACGACGAUGAACGAAAAUAUCUGCACGAUGACGUAGGAAGAUAUUACGAUAGAAACCGUGAUCAUUUUCGAGAUUACGAUUAUCAAUAUUAUCCAUACGGAUACAAUGAUGGAUAUGCGUCUUCGCAUUUUCAUCAGAAUUAUCAUGUUGAUACACAGCCUAGACGCUAUUCCGUGGAUCCAUAUCUUCUCGAAUAUUUAAGAGAUCAUCGUUAUAUUCCAAAUUAUCAUAAUCGAAGGAUCUAUUAUCCGAAUGAAGAGUAUUACGACAAUGCCUAUCGUAAUCGUUAUUACAAUAUUAAUUUCAAUAAUAAUAGAUUUGGGAACAGAUACUUGCCUUACGAUGGUGGUCGUCAUUACAAUUAGAAUAUAGAAUUCUAAUUUUACGAUUGCAAGUAGAUUUAAUGGUAAAUAAAUAAAUUAAUUAAAAUUGCAAAUAUAAUAAAGAGAAUAAGUUUAUGAAAACCAUGUGUCCGUUUUUUAAGUCAUUAAAAUAAUUUUGCAAGAAAUAAUCCUUUACUGUACUACUAUAUAAAUCAAUAAGUCCAAUAAAGCUAGUAAAACGGGAUACGAAAAAGCUUCUAAAAAAAAAAAAAAAAAAAAGAAAAAAAGAGAAAGAAAAAAUGAAAAAGUAAAUGAUUUAUUUUUUAAUUAUUCGAAUUGAAAUAAAUCAAUGAUUUCCUUCAACUAUAUUCAAUAAACAACUUACGUAUAUGAUCCAUUUGCAUAUCUAAUGCAUUGUCGUAAAUGAUAAUCUGAUACAUCGUUAUAUAUACAUUGAGGGCAUUUGAACAGAUUCGAAAAAUCCAAUUAAAUUCCGGAUCUACUUUAAUUGGACUUGCAGUUUCAUCCAUGAAGUACUAAUUUAUUUAAAGGACAAAUUCUAAAAAUGGGUAAAAACGAUGAUAAAAAAAAAAAAAAGAAUGCAAAAAAUUGAGAAUUUAUGGUUAGUUUUAUUAUACAUUAAAUUUUUUUUAUACAUACAUUGAACUUUAAUACGUAUAAGAUUAGCUUUGAUACGUAAUAUGGGAUGUCAAUAAUAUAAAAUUGAUGUUACAUAAUUCCAUUAAUUUAAAAUAUCUAAAUUUUUUUUUUCGAUCAAAAGUAUUUAUGCAUAUAACGAAUAGAGGAAGACGCAAAUGGUCAACUGGUCAGAUUAUUUACUUUUACAAUAAAUGUAUCAUUGAUUGUAUAAUAAAUAUAUGAAAAAAUUAAAAAAAAAAAGACAAAUAUUAAAAAAAUAAUAUUAAAGUAAAAUCAAAGAAAUUGAAAUUAAUAAAAUAAUACAUUAUUUAUAUUAUUAUACGUUUCAUGACAAACGUAUUGAAUAAAUCACGUGAUCAUGACGUAAUGUAAAACGUAAUAUAAACAACCAAUCAGAUAACAGUUAACAUAAUAUUCAUUUCAUUUGCGCGGUAUCCAGCAGCCAUUACACUCCUGAUCUUCAAAUACAUCGUAAUUUCUCAAAUUUUUUCUUCUCGAUCAUUCAAUUGUUACAUUUCACAUACGAAUUCGAGUACAGUAGCAUGUAAGUAAUCAUAUUUAUUUAAAUAAAAUAUUCUUUUGUAUAAUUAAAAUAAUUACAUCAAAAUUAAGUAUCAUAUUGCGAAAUAAAUACAUAAUAUUAGUAUUAUUAGAAAUAAUUCUAAAGUGUUUACUAUAUUCAAUACUACAUUAUUUAUAUUUAUCUUUAACUAUUAUAUAUACAUUGUAAAAUCAAUGAACUUUAUAGUAAGUAGUGAUUAUAAUAUAAUUUAUAAACCCUAUAAUAUAAGUUUUAAUUUGUAGGUUGUGUGGGAGAUUGCCGAAUGUCCUUGACAUAACCAAUACAAUCGUUUCGAUAUAAAAAUAUUAUCAUUUCACUUUAAAACUUACGAUUAGACGAAUUAACAUUUCCCAUCUACAGAAUAAUAUUCAAUCAUUUAAAUCAUUAUUUUCUAUUUGAGAGAAAGAGAGUUUAUUAACGCACAAUACAUUAAAUAGUUAAUUACUAUCUAAUAGUCUUAUAAUAUUUUAUAAAUAUACAUUUUGAAAAAUUAUAAAUUUAAUAAUACGUUGUUAUAACACAGCUUUAAUACUAUCUUACUUUAGUUAAUUGAGUAUAGAUAUGUGUAUAUAUAUAUAUAACGUUGUAUUAUAUAUGUAUGUAUAUCGAGAGUUAUUUAACGAGGUCGAGCGUGUGUAAACAAAAAUCUAACUCGAAUUUAGCCUUCAGUAGAAAUCGACGCUCGCUAAUCAUCUCAUUCAAGUUUAGUACAUACUCGAAAGUGUAUGUAAACAAUUGUCUUUAAACAUUCACGUUGAAUUUGUUUUAAAAAUGGCUAUCAUUUAUAAUUAAAUAAAAUAUAACAUUUCAUUUAAAUGAAACAAAGCUAAUCUUUGUAGCUCGUCAUUUGCAACGAUAUAUUUAUUAUUAUUUUUACCAUAUAUGGAUUCGCAUAAAAUUAUGCAAGAUUUAUAGAAAACAUUUGUUCGAAAUUUGUAUUAUAAAUAUUUCAAAUUAUAAAUCUUAUAUAUUUUUAUUAAUUUAUAAUAAUAAUAAUAGA